AUGGCUGAUGACGAAGCCGAGGCCGCUUUCUUCCAGGCCCAGGCAAUUGAGGCCGAGACUGCGAAUGCGAGUGAGCCUGCGUUUGAGGAACCUGGACCUGAAACGGAUGAUGAUGAAUAUGACCCCUCCAAGGCCCUAGGUGACGACUAUGAAGACCAUGAGCCCCUUGAAACGGAACUCAGCGAUGAAAAAGGACCUGCAGAUGACUCUACAGAACCCAAUAUCCCGGAGCCGAAUUCUGGCCUAGCUGCUGAUGAGCAAGAUCCCUCUCAUGCCGAGUCGCAUUCAUCUACCCCGGCCCCCGAAGCUGCUGCGGUCCCCCAGACAAAGACUAUCGGUGGGUUCGUGGACGAGGAUGAUGAGGAAGACCCGGAGGAGGCGGACUAUGAGCCCCCAGCUGCACUGGAAGUUGAAGACCCAAAUGCGAUUACCAUGACCAUGUCUGAAAACCCCAAUUUGGAAAAUGAAAAUCAAAAAACCUCUCCUGAUGCAUACCACCAGGCGGUUGAAGGUGCUUCCAGCUCAGAUGUUGCCAAUAGUUCUUAUCCUAAUAUCUAUCCUUCUGCUCCUGCUCCUGAUCCUGCUUUGUGGGGUUCCCAUGAUCCCAGUGUCCAGAACAGUAUUGUGCCCACUCCUGUACCCGAAUCACCCUCCACGUCAAAGGGCAGAUUGCCUCAUGACCGCGUCGGUAUUCUGCAAGAUCGAAUUGAUGAAGACCCCCGCGGAGAUAUCCCCGCGUGGCUGGAGUUGAUCAGUGAACACAGAGGUCGUCACAGGCUGGACGCUGCGCGCGAAGUGUUUGAGAACUUUCUUAAAAUAUUCCCAAUGGCGGCCGAACAAUGGGUUGCCUAUGCAACCAUGGAAUCGGAACUUAAUGAAUUUUAUCGUCUGGAACAGAUAUUCAGUCGAUCCCUUAUUACCGUUCCCAGCGUCAGCCUCUGGUCUGUCUAUCUUGACUAUGUUCGUCGCCGAAACCCCCUGACUACAGACAAUAGUGGGCAGGCUCGACAGACCAUCUCAUCCGCUUAUGAAAUGGCGCUCAAGUAUGUUGGGAUGGACAAGGACAGCGGGAAUAUGUGGAAUGACUACCUCGAGUUCAUUCGCUCGGGGCCCGGAACUGUUGGAGGAUCAGGCUGGCAGGACCAGCAAAAGAUGGACCUGAUGCGCAAAGCAUACCAGAAAGCCAUAUGUGUCCCAACUCAAGCUGUCAAUACCCUCUGGAAGGAGUACGACCAGUUUGAAAUGGGCCUCAACAAGUUAACAGGCCGAAAGUUCUUGCAGGAACAGUCUCCAUCAUACAUGACUGCACGCAGCUCAUACACAGAGCUUCAAAACAUCACCCGUGAUUUGAUCCGGACAUCUCUGCCAAGAUUGCCACCAGUCGCCGGAUCUGACGGUGACAUUGAGUUUGCUCAGCAAGUCGACAUCUGGAAGCGAUGGAUUGCCUGGGAAAAGAAUGACCCCUUGGUUCUGAAGGACGACGACCCGGCUUCUUUUAAAGCUCGCGUGGUCUAUGUCUACAAGCAGGCUCUUAUGGCCCUGCGAUUUCUACCUGAAAUCUGGUUCGAAGCUUCCGAAUUCUGCUUUUUGAACGGCAUGGAAACGGAAGGCAACGAGCUCCUCAAGCAAGGAACUGAAGCCAACCCAGAAAGCUGUCUGCUCUCUUUCAAGCGAGCUGACAGGCUUGAAAUGACAUCCGAGUCGGAGCAAGAUUCAUCAGCUCGAGCAGCAAAAGUACGAGAGCCAUACGACGCGCUGUUGACAACUCUCUACGAUUUGAUUGCCAAGGCAAAAAAACAAGAAGACCAAGACGUAGUUCGCAUCGAAGAAACAUUUGCAAAACAGAAUCCCAACGGCCAGCAUGUUCAGAAUGAUGACGAGGAUGAUGCUCCCGUCGAGUCCAAGGAACAACAGUCUAUUAAACAGGCGCAGAUUGAUGCAGUGCGAAAGGCCCAUGGAUUCCAGAUCAAUCUCCUGUCGAAGACCAUCUCUUUUGCAUGGAUUGCACUCAUGCGCUCUAUGCGGCGUAUCCAAGGCAAGGGAAAGCCUGGUGAAUCGGCUGGUUCGCGCCAGGUCUUUGCAGAGGCCAGGAAGAGAGGCCGUAUCACCAGCGAUGUGUACAUUGCCAGUGCGCUCAUGGAGCAUCACUGUUACAAGGACCCCGCGGCCACCAAGAUCUUUGAGCGUGGUGCAAGACUCUUUCCAGAGGACGAGAAUUUUGCUCUCGAAUACCUCAAGCAUCUGAUUGACAUCAACGACAUUAUUAAUGCGCGAGUGGUGUUUGAGACAACGGUGCGAAAGUUAGCCUCCAACCCUGAAAAUGUGCACAAGGCCAAACCCAUUUUUGCCUUCCUUCACGAAUAUGAAUCCCGCUAUGGCGAUCUGGUCCAAGUGACCAAUCUUGAGAACCGUAUGCGAGAGCUCUAUCCUGAUGACCCUACGCUGGAUCAAUUUGCGCAUCGAUACUCUACUCCUACAUUCGACCCUGUGUCUGUUCGGCUCAUAUUGUCCCCCUCCCAAACUAGACCCAAGAGUUUCCAGCCUGUCCCCAUGCCGGGCCAACUCAAUUCUCCAAGGGAGGCCGACCUUAGCUCACCGAAGCGAUCUUACCCUGACGACCUUGAUUAUGAUUCGGAUCGCCCACGCAAAUUCGCCCGGGCUGAGUCUCCUUUGAAGUCUGCCCAAGGUCGGCGUCUCGACCAACAGAAGCGAGGCCCAUCCAAUGGCCAGCCCACUUACUCAUACAUGCCCCAAGGAUCCGCAACUCCCCUUCCCCGAGACGUUGUUCACCUUCUCAGUAUCAUUCCCGCCGCAUCAUAUUACAACAUUGCUCGUCUCUCCCCCGAGAAGAUGGUCGACCUCCUUCGUCGUGUUGAAGUUCCUGCCAGUACAGCUCAAAUUCCACUACCAGCGAACGCAAGAGGACUGGGAGCAGGCUCCGGUGGAGGGAACCCGUAUACUGGUGAGUUAAUUGCAGGUAUUCAGACGAAUCUUCCCAUGGGUCUUGCUAAGUAUUGUGAAUUAGGCUCUUACCGUUGA
Messenger RNA from Penicillium chermesinum, 3039 nucleotides. RefSeq names its product cleavage polyadenylation factor subunit RNA14 (gene rna14). Gene Ontology annotation, cellular component: nucleus. The transcript has 4 exons. Gene Ontology annotation, molecular function: protein binding; mRNA binding. Bases 1 to 3039 code for a protein of 1012 amino acids. The record is from RefSeq and is a predicted model, not a curated record. Lineage: Eukaryota; Fungi; Ascomycota; Eurotiomycetes; Eurotiales; Aspergillaceae. Gene Ontology annotation, biological process: mRNA 3'-end processing.